UAGACAUACACCACAAUGACAUAACCUUAUGUAAUCCCUAUUGAGUGGUCAUUAUUAAGACGUGUGAUAGCGAUCUGGACAUGUACGUACACGGACGGAUUUGACCGGUAUGUAGUGAUCAGAAAGCGUGGCUCUUCGUUAACUAAUGCAGAUCAAUUACAUACAAGUCUGUAACAUAUUGUAUCAUAUCUAUACUAAGUGUACCAUAUGGUUAUCCGUGAAGCAUCUUGUGUAAGGAUUCUGCAUGCAUUUGAAGGAUAUUAAUAUUUUAAGCUUAAAGAAUAAAACAGUUGCCAUGGAAGCGGAACCUGUAGUUUAUCUGGAUCUUUUCAGCCGAAUAAGAACGUUAUAUGAAGAGCAACGCUUCACAGAUAUUACUAUUAUGGUAGAAAACCAGUCGUUUCCAUGUCAUAGGAUAAUACUAUCCGCAGCCUCCAGAUAUUUUGAUGCCAUGUUUUCAUCAAAUAUGAAAGAGUCCGAAAUGGACGAAAUUUAUUUGCAAGAUGUAAAGGCAAAAACUUUUAAAGAUGUUCUUGCAUUCGUCUACUGCAAUAAGGAUAUAGUUACACAAGAAACUGCUGAAGACAUCAUCAGAACGGCGUCAAUGUUACAAAUCGACAGCCUUCAGAACCAGUGUGAACGCUUCAUGGCGGGAAAUAUUAACAACGAAAAUUGUGUAGGACUUUGGGCGCUCGCACGACAUUUAAAUUACCAGAAAUUAAGAGAAAAGAGCUAUCCUUGUAUUUUGAAUAAUUUUUUGGAAGUCUGCGAGUAUGAAGAAUUUCUUCUUCUUGAAAAAAAUGACUUGGUUGAAAUUAUUAAAGAUGACGGAUUAAAAGUAAUUGACGAGGAGGCCGUGUGUGAGGCAGUGUUUAAGUGGAUUAAAUUUGAUGAAUGUAGUCGAAAACAUCAUCUACCAGAAAUAUUCCAACAUCUGAGAUUAACACAAGUUAGUUUAGAUUAUGUUUUAGACGAAUUAGACACAAAUCCUUUGGUGGCCGAAUUUAAAACUUGUGUUAGUGCCGUCAAAAAUGCUAUUAAAUAUCAUGCCAUGCCAGCUAGAAGACAGACACUGACGAACGUCAAGGACGAAUUUAGAUGUGUUUCCAAUAAGACUCAUUUGAUCACUGUACUUGGUCGGCGUUAUAGAAAAGGUGGCGAAACAUCAUUGGAAUUUAUUGGUUACAAUAUAAAGGAAAAGAAAUGGGUAUCUUUGCACAACCACGCCCUUCCAUAUGACAUAGGCGAAGAUUUCGCCGUAUGUUCAUUUGGUGAUGACAUAUUCGUUACCGGUGGAACGAAAACCAUGGAAACAUGUCUCAGAUAUUCGUCCAAAUUCUCACAAUGGAGAGAAAGAUCAAAAUUAUGUAAAGGUCGGUACCGUCAUGCUAUGGUGGCGGUGAAGAACUCCCUGUACGUAAUUGGUGGAUACAACUUUGGAACGCUGAGCUGUAUCGAAGAAUACGAUAUGGGAAUUGAAACCUGGAAGAAAGUCGGUGAACUACAACAUGGAGUUGAUGCCACAUCAGCAGCAGCUAUUGGUGAUAACUUAUAUGUAUUUGGUGGCUGGCUAGGCUUUGCACAAGAAACAGCAGCAAUCCAGUGUUUUGAAACAAAAACAAAAACCAGCUACCAGAUAGGAAAUCUCCCACAUCCAUGUAAAUAUACGAGAGCAAUAUCCGUAAAUAAUCGUAUUCAAAUUAUCAGUCCACAGGGAGAACUUAUAUCAUUCAGUCCGAACGACGGUUCAAAAAUCAUCAGUACCGUAAAAGAUUUUUCCAGGAGGAAUUUCGGGGUUUUUAUAAAUUCGGACGGAGUGCACAUUUUUGGUGGCGAGAAAGAAACCUCAACCGAUAGUGCUGAAGGCGACAUUUGUGACGAUGUUAUACUUGUGACGGAAACACAGAGUGAGAAGCUUAAAUCAAUGAAACUUCCUGUUCCAAUGGAGGUCUACGGCUGUAUACGUACAGUUGUUGACAAGAAAUAUUCUUUAGUAGACUUUCAAAAGACUCUUUUGGAGUUUGAUAUAUAAACUAAACUGUCCCUGAUACUUAGCCUGCAGACUUUUGGAGUUUGAUAUAAAAACUAAACUGUCUCUUACUUUGCAAAGACUCUUUUGGAGUUUGAUAUAUAAACUAAACUGUCUCUUACUUUGCAAAGACUCUUUUGGAGUUUGAUAUAUAAACUAAACUGUCCCUGAUACUUAGCCUGCAGACUUUUGGAGUUUGAUAUAAAAACUAAACUGUCUCUUACUUUGCAAAGACUCUUUUGGAGUUUGAUAUAUAAACUAAACUGUCUCUUACUUUGCAAAGACUCUUUUGGAGUUUGAUAUAUAAACUAAACUGUCUCUUACUUAGCAUGAUUGGGUUCAUAGAAAUGCUAAACAAAUUAAAAUUACAUGGAAGGAUUGAAACAGUAAACGAGUAUUUAAAAUACAACAUUAGGAAUGAGAGAGGUAAAAUAGAGACUUUCAGGUGAAAGUAAAUAAAAGAUAUGGCGAUUGUCUUCGCACUGUGUCAGAGAGAAAGAGAGAGCGAGAGAGCGAGAGAGAGAAACAGACAGAAUCUGCAUGUGUAAUUUGAAAAACGAUUACUGGCUUCACAGUCAUUUGAUGUUCGAUGUUUAUUGUUAGUUAUAAGAUUGUCAAUAUCAAUAUUUCUAUAUAUUUAUCUAUUUAUUUAAUUUAUUUUAUUAUACGGCAAGAAAUUAUUUAUAUAAAUUAAUAUAAAAUAAACUAUUUUUUAACGUUG
Molecule: messenger RNA, 2750 nt
Organism: Mytilus californianus (California mussel)
Lineage: Eukaryota; Metazoa; Mollusca; Bivalvia; Mytilida; Mytilidae
Product: kelch-like protein 24
Exons: 2
Coding region: 245-2032 (595 amino acids)
Molecular function (GO): protein binding
Source: RefSeq, a predicted model, not a curated record